GCUGAGGCUGUUUCUUCUUUCCAUUUGGACGACAUUCUACAUGCUAUCGACAUUGUGCUCUCACAGGCCUUCUUUGAGACUCCCCAUCCUGUCGACACUAUGCUUCUUUCGCACACCGGACGCCGCAAGUCUCUUCUUAAAUUAGCAGCUUUAGACACCAUCGCCUCCAGCCUCGAAGAUGAUUCCCAUAUCUUCUUACUGCAUUCUACAAACACUUCAAUUUCCCAGACAACUUCAUCGACUGGGCACAGUAUUAGCACUCCCUUUUUCGAUCAGCUGCAGCUAGGCAAAUGGUUGUACAGCGCCCUGGGACGCCUCUUAACGCUAGCCAGGACGAAGGUCGAAGAACAAACAAUUCGUCAUCUGGCAGUCGUCUGCCACGACCGUUUCUUGGCGCUUCAGCUUGAACAAAUCGAUAGCGCCAGUCAGCUCUUCGUCCGACAUGACAAUUCAGGUGUCAUUAAAAUUUGGUCAUGA
Molecule: messenger RNA, 477 nt
Organism: Protopolystoma xenopodis
Lineage: Eukaryota; Metazoa; Platyhelminthes; Monogenea; Polystomatidea; Polystomatidae
Source: the annotation of a GenBank genome assembly